Maniola jurtina (meadow brown) is the source of this 2115-nucleotide messenger RNA. RefSeq lists its product as uncharacterized. The transcript has a single exon. The record is from RefSeq and is a predicted model, not a curated record. The coding region runs from base 1 to 2115 and encodes 704 amino acids. Lineage: Eukaryota; Metazoa; Arthropoda; Insecta; Lepidoptera; Nymphalidae.
AUGUCUGACAACCAAAAGCUAGCGGCGACGGAGACUGGUUCGGUUUCAUCCAAAGCAUCAACCAAGUCAGCGACCACGGGAAAGUCGGCCUCGCGCCCAACGAGACAGAAAGAGCAGCUGGGUGCGAGGCCGACAAGGCCCACUCGGUCGCUACGAGAGAGGGUCCUCGCUCGAACUGCAUCAGCGCGGUCCUCAAUCAGCGAGGACACCUCUCUACAGUCCCCGCCGCCGUUGCCUCAGUCACUCCCCCCGUCCCUAAUGGACAUCUCAAACGAAAGGGUAUGCACAUGGGACCAGGAGGAGAUCCCUCCUCGGCCUAUACAAUCAGACGACGAACUUUCGGAGGGCUCAUCGAUCUCUGAAAGAGCGCCGUCGGGCCGCCGCAGUAUGCUCUUCACCACGUCCAGACGGACGGGAGUCGAGAUGGACGCGGCAACCAAACUGGCGAACGAAACGCUCCUCAAAGCGAAAGAAGCUAUUGAGGCAGCUGGGAAUAUGAAAAAGGAAUGCAAGGCUAUCGCACUGGACAGCUUGCAGGUUCUCUACGAGACUGUCCUCUCGCUGUCGGACUCCAGGUCAAGGCACAAGCACAACCUGGAGAAGGAACGAGCCAGGCACGCCCAGGAACUGGUCAGGGUAGAGCGCGCCCACAAUAAACAAACUGCGGAGCUGCUCAAAGACCUCAACCAGCGGCUGAGUGAAGCCCGAAGCGACAUCUCGGGAAACCUAGAAGAGACAAGAGCAAUCAGAAGCUGGCUAGGGUACGAAACUCAGGAACCCUAUAGACAGAUCAGUGAGAUAGCCGAAAUGACAAAAAAGAUAACCGCCAUGGAGAGAAGCAUUGGUGAACGGUCCCAUACACAAGGGACAGGUCAAAGGAUGACAGACAUAGGGCCGCUCAUCAAUGACCACCAAAAAAUGACAUCCCAGCUGGACCACAUGACCAAACAACUGGACGACAUGAGACGGACAUUAGACAAAAACUUCGAAAUGACAAAACAACUGCAGCUGUGGACGAACCACGACAAAAUCGGCAAGGGUAUGACUGAGGUCAAAGAGGCCAUUCUACAGGCUGAAAAGAACCUCAGUCAGACCAUUGCCGAGCAGCCAACACCAACACCGCAAGUCGGACAUGAGGCGCCGCCAAAAGGGGACCUCAUGGAACAGCUCCAACCAAUUACAGAAAAGUUGGAAGCGGUGUCGUCGGAACUCCGCACCAUGCGGGAGGCUAGGAACAAAACCCCGCCUCCCGCCACAAGUCUGGGCACUGAAAUAGCCCUAGCAGAACUGGUCAAAACGGCCACCCAAACUGCGGGCAAGGCAACAUACGCCCAAAUAGCACAGAAGCCCAGACCCCCAAGACCCAACCACACACUAAUAGUGUCGGCUACCGACCCCGACAAAACGGGGGACAAGGUAAUCGACAGUAUCAGGGCGGUGUUGGACCUCCAGCAUACGGGGGCGAAAAUAGACAAGGUGCGGAAAGCAAGGAACCAUAAAAUCAUCCUCAGCUGCAGCACUAAGGACGACCUCACGAUAAUUAAAAACAAACUCAAGACGGACAACGGCCUAAAGGCAGAAAUCCCUAAAACCAACAAUCCUUUGGCUAUUGUAAAGGACGUUCUCACCUAUAACUCUGAUGCAGAUAUUGUAAAAUUCAUAACAUCCCAGAACGCGCACCUUCUGGAGGGAAUUCCGGCAAAGGACGUGGCGGUCCGAGUGCGCUACCGCAAGAAGGCACGUAACCCGCUCGAGUGCCACGUCGUGUUGGAGCUGUCACCAGAGGUGCACAAGCGAUUUAUCGACCAUGGGAAAAUAUAUAUAGAUCUGCAGAGGAGACCGAUCGAGGACCAGUCGCCACUAGUACAGUGUGCAAAAUGCCUCGGUUUUGGGCACACAAAAACAAUAUGCAGGGAGGCGGACCAACUCUGCAGUUACUGCGGGGGGGUGCACUCAUGGGAGGAGUGCUCCCGCAGAACAGGAGGAGGACUCCCGUCUUGCAAAAACUGCCAAAGGGCCAAUAACAAAAAUAAUGAUCACAUCGCUUUCAGUGGGGAUUGCCCAGAAAAGCGUAAGUGGGACUCCAUAGCGAGGUCCCGAAUAACUUAUUGCUAA